This is a messenger RNA of Xylaria bambusicola, 2946 nucleotides long. RefSeq names its product WD repeat-containing protein. Bases 1 to 2946 code for a protein of 981 amino acids. The record is from RefSeq and is a predicted model, not a curated record. Gene Ontology annotation, molecular function: ubiquitin binding. Lineage: Eukaryota; Fungi; Ascomycota; Sordariomycetes; Xylariales; Xylariaceae. Gene Ontology annotation, biological process: double-strand break repair via homologous recombination; protein deubiquitination. The transcript is spliced from 7 exons.
AUGGCCAAGAAGCCUCCUCGUCAGAAAAUAAGCUAUGUCCUCGAACUUGAUCACUCCUCCUCCGGCGGCCAUAGACUCGGGGUAAACGGCCUUGCCAUUGACCGCGGCAAUGCCAUACUUUAUUCCGGUGGAAGAGAUGGCGUCGUGUGCGCCUGGGAUCUCGGUCUCGACCUCAAUGAUUACCCUGCUAUCCUCCCCUCGAGGAUAAAACACACCACUUUUCGCGCCUCAACCCAAGCUCACACACAUUGGAUCAAUGAUAUCGCCCUCGUCUCGCACCACUUUGCCGUCGCCUCGGCAUCUUCCGACUUGACCGUCAAGCUGUGGCAGCCCUCCGGUAGAAAUGAAGCCCACACCAUCGGCCAGCAUGCAGACUACGUCAAGUGUCUUGCUGCUCCUCCCCAGGGCGACUGGGUUGCGUCUGGUGGGCUGGACCGUAAGGUUUACCUAUGGGAUCUUCAUGGCAGAGGCAAGAGAUUGGAGAUCGACGUACAAAGCGAGGACUUUACCCAGAAAGGUUCUGUUUAUGCCAUCGGUGUAGCUCGGAGUAUACUUGCCACUGGUGGUCCCGAGUCUACUGUGCGGUUAUGGGAUCCCAGGACUGGCAAAGGAGUUACUAAGUUCGUUGGCCAUACCGACAAUAUCCGCUCCAUACUGGUGAACGAUGCUGGGGACACUGUUCUAACAGCCAGUGCCGAUCAAACAAUCAAAGUGUGGAGCGUAACCGCCGGCCGAUGCAUGUACACAUUCACUAUGCAUAACGACAGUGUCUGGUCACUGUUUUCGGACCACCCUGACCUAAGUGUGUUCUACAGUGCGGAUCGUUCCGGUCUCAUCGUCAAGACGGACACUCGUGGUACGGUUGAGCUGGACCAAGGUUUGUCUGUGGCCGUGGCCCAAGAGCACAAUGGAAUCAAUAAGGUCAUUGCAUGCGGAACUUAUAUCUGGACAGCAACGGCGAGCUCAUCCAUCAACAGAUGGACAAACAUUGAUACAGGACCGGACGCUCGCCUCCCAGAACCAUUCAGGCGUAUGCGUAGCGGUAGCACGACAUCAGUACCAAAGCAGAUUGCCGUCACUUCAAUGAAUACCUCUCCCCAAGAGAUCCCUGCUCAUUCAAUACUGAAGAUGUCUAAUACAGCGUCCUUCCCGCCAGACAUUAAUUUACCAUCAGAGCCAAACGCUUUUGACCCCGCCAUCAGCAGGAAGGGCUCGGAAAUCUCGCCUGACCCUAUCCUACCAAUAGAGCCAAUUCAUCGCCUACCACAGGAGACCAUUGAAGGUCAAAAUGGACUCGUCAAGUAUAAAUUACUCAAUGAUAGAAGAAGAGUGUUGACGCUUGACACGGCCGGAGACGUUCUACUUUGGGAUCUCAUCCAAUGCGAAGUAAUUCAGAGAUUUGGCAAGCGGCACCUCGAGCACGUUGAGCCAGAAGUGAAUACUCUCGAGGCUGUUACACCAUGGUGUUCUAUCGACACAAGCUCAGGCAAUUUGAGAGUUGUCUUAGAUUCCUUCAACUGCUUUGACGCUGAAGUAUAUGCUGACGAGGUGGAGGUGGAGGAACCCAUCGAUUUCAGGGAAGAUCAGAGAAUAAACCUGGGGCGAUGGAUUCUUCGAUACUUAUUUGCGAGAUUGAUAGACGAGGAAAUUAAACGAGACGAAAUUUAUAGAAAGAAGCUGAACAAGAGUAGAGAAAUGCGCCUGGCUGGUAGUCGCGCGGAGAUAUUGCGGCCGCUGUCGAUACCUAUUAUUAAUGACAACAGUGGAAACGCCACGGGGUCUCCGGUUAUGACGCCUAAAGGAACCGGCUCCAAUCUUCUGACUCCUGGAUUAGGCAUAGGAGUCGCGACGCCGGCUGUACACUUGCCAGGUGUACCUGAGAAGGGUGACACACUACUCAGCUCGGUUGAGAAACGAUCUUCUCAAAUAGAUGGCCAGUCUGGUGAAGAUUACUUUUCUAAUGGGAUUAGCUCUGCCGAUACGCCUUACAAAGCGGCUACAACACCAGCAACUGCCGAACCACCGGUUGUUGAAAUACCGAAAACGCCAGCGGAAACCAAGGAUAAGGAUAAAGAAACCAAGUCUCCGAGCACACCCUUCGGCAAGAAAUUCAAGAUUGGUAUGUCGUUUGUUAGCAAGAAAACUAGCCGGUCCGCGUCGAGCAACACAGAGAAGCCAGUUAUGGUAGAAGAGAAGCAGGAGGAAAAUAAGUCGGAAUCGUCUUCAAACCAUGAGAAAGAAAUUGAAGACAGUUUCCGGGGCACUAUUCAAAAGAUCCGCAGCGAUUACGACAAGCAAGUGCUCGAGAAUCCAGACCAGUUCGUUGAAACCAAGAUCGCGCCUAGCUUGCCCAAUGAGACACCUGUACUGCUGUUACCGCGCGGAACCAAAGUCUUCAUCCACGAAGAGACCUCAGGCGGCAGUGCUGAUGUGUAUCGUGGAACGGUGAUGACGGUUGGUGCAGAUGCCGACAUUAUCGAAGCAAAGGCACCCAUGUGGCUAGCAGAAGUUCUAUUGACCAACACGAUCCCUCCUAAGGACCCUGUUAAAGUGUCAUUUAUUUUGCAUCCCUGGCAAGAUUCCUUGCCCCCCAUUCCAGCUGCUGAUGGCAAUAAUCGUCUCAACGCCAAUAGGAUGCUCCGAGUGAAGAAGAUACUUGCAUAUGUAGCGGAGCGAAUUGAAACGCCUCCUGAAGAGCCAGAUCCCAAUGCCUUGAAACCAGAAGAAUACUUAGAAUUAUAUUGCUACGACCAGUUGCUACCAAAUACCAUGAGUCUUGCUACUUUAAGAGCGCAUGUCUGGAAGGGGGGUAAUGAUAUUGUACUGUAUUACAAGGCGAAUGGACGAAAAGAGAUACCCAAGGUGCAAGCGAAACAGGAGGCGGCGCCGGAAGCCGAAGUCGCGCCAGCGUCUACACAGCCAGUUGUGACAGGUACUACGAAUUGA